Gryllus bimaculatus (two-spotted cricket) is the source of this 5021-nucleotide messenger RNA. Lineage: Eukaryota; Metazoa; Arthropoda; Insecta; Orthoptera; Gryllidae. The record is from the annotation of a GenBank genome assembly.
CGCCAAGUUUCACGCCUCUGGCUAUGGACGCCAUGAGCGGAGAAUUUUGAAGCAAACGUACACUUUGGUUUAAAUAGUGAUAAAUUUCCUUGUGACGAGUUUAUGCAACACCCCCUAGAUAGAUGUAUAUCUAGGUGGUGAUGGUUUAACUAAUGACGAGCUUUGUGACGAAAUGUUUGGCAUUGAAGUUCACGAUUCGGCGACCUUGCCAUAGCCGAUGUAUCAGACGUCACUGUAAUCCAAUCGGAGUCAUGACAAUUAUACGCUGCAUACUCUCUGAUAUUUACACUGGUCGCCAGCUAGUUACGAAAUAAGGUUUUCACCCCUGCAGAUGAAAACAGAAAUGCGCUUGAUGGUUUUUGUUGUUAUAGUGUGUAGAGUUAGGUGUCACUUGGUGUGUGAUUAGAAAUCGGAUUCUUUGUGUAUUAGAUUCGAUUCGAAAUAUGAAAAUGAUUGAAGAAAAUGAACAAUCUAGGGAUGUGUGAAGAAUCUGAGUGAAAAUUGAAGUCACUCAUGAAGUGUUAAGAUUUAAAAAUUCGAGUUGUUACAUGACAGUGCUAUAAACAUUGAAUUUUAAGCUCGUGUAGACGAGUUUUAAAAACACAAAACAAAAAUUCUUUGAAAAUGAAGAAGGGAAAAUCAUUAGAUAAAAUAAGACCUUUUAAAUUAGCUCAUCAAAUUGUGAGUCUCACUGGAAUAAACUUUCAAAGGCAGAGUAUAAUUGGAUUUUCAGAAUUGACUAUUGUGCCUUUGAAAGAUAACCUGAAAACAAUAAAAUUGAAUGCAAAACAGUGCCGGGUAUAUCGAGUUCUUCUAAAUGAUACUUAUGAAGCUCCAUUCCAGUACUUUGAUCCUUUUUUGGAUAUCUGUCAAGGAGAUCCUAAUCAGCGUUCCUUGGAAUACUUCUCAAACUCACAUUUAAGUGCUGCCCAACAAAUUGAUCCUGAUAAUAAUGCUGGAGAAUUAAUUAUUACUAUUCCAUCUGAAGCUAGUCAACUCAUUGGAGAAGGAAGAGGCCUUAGAGUAGGUCUUGAGUUUUCCCUUGAGCAGCCCCAAGGUGGGAUACAUUUUGUUAUUCCAGACUGCGAAGGAACUUUAGCUGAGCGUGCAGCUCACAUGUUCACUUAUGGACAUGAAAAUUCAUCAAGACUUUGGUUUCCAUGUGUUGAUAGCUUUGCAGAAGUUUGUACUUGGAAGUUAGAAUUUACUGUUGAUGAAAGCAUGACUGCUGUUUCUUGUGGAGAUCUUAUAGAAGUUGUGUAUACCCCAGAUAUGCGGCGCAAAACAUUCCAUUAUGUCCUGCAGACUCCCACCUGUGCACCCAACAUUGCUCUUGCUGUGGGACCGUUCGAAAUUUUUGUUGAUCCUUAUAUGCAUGAAGUAACUCACUUCUGUUUGCCUCAAUUGAUGCCAUCAUUAAAAGUAUCAGCACGAUAUAUGCAUGAAGCAUUUGAAUAUUACGAAGAAACAUUAGCCAAUAGGUACCCUUAUUCCUGCUACAAGCAAGUGUUUGUAGAUGAGGUUGAUGAGGAUGUGUCAGCUUACGCAACUAUGAGCAUUCUCAGCACUAAUUUAUUACAUUCCCCAGCUAUCAUUGAUCAGACAUAUAUCACCCGAAAAGCAAUGGCACAAGCGAUUGCUGAGCAGUUUUUUGGGUGUUUCAUAUCCAUGCAACAUUGGUCAGAUACCUGGCUUCCCAAAGGCAUCGCAACAUACCUCUGUGGCCUUUAUGCAAAGAAAAGUUUUGGAAAUAACGAAUAUCGGGAAUGGAUUCAGUCUGAAUUGCAAGAGGUGGUCAAGUAUGAAGAAGCGUUCGGAGGUAUUGUGCUGGACCCCAGCCAAGCACCCGCCCCCCUCCCCGCGACCGUUGCCGCCCCCGCCCCUCCUCCCAGAGCACAUGACCCAGGCUUUUAUUUCCCCAUUCGGAACCUGCACACCAUGUCCCCACGCUACCUUCAAGUUCUACAGAAGAAGGCUCACUUAGUGAUGAGAAUGUUAGAGCAUCGUAUUGGGCAGGAAUUACUUUUGCAGGUUUUCAACAAGCAGUUGUCGCUUGCCUCAAAUGCUGCUCAGCAGAAAAUCAGUAGUGGUUUAUGGAACCACAUGCUAAUAAGUACAAAUGUGUUUGCCAAAGCUAUUUUCACAGUUACGGGAAAAGACAUGUCUGUGUUCGUUGACCAGUGGGUUCGAACUGGUGGUCAUGCCAAAUUUAAUAUGAGUUUUGUUUUCAAUAGAAAGAGAAACACAGUAGAAUUAGAAAUCCGCCAGGAUGCCACUCAGCAGAGAGGAAUCCGUAAGUAUGUGGGACCACUCCUUGUGACCAUCCAGGAACUAGAUGGAACAUUUCAACACACAUUGCAAGUGGAAGGUACUGUGGCAAAGGCAGAUAUUACAUGCCAUUCAAAGAGCCGUCGAAACAAAAAAAAGAAAAUUCCUCUUUGUACAAGUGAAGAGGUUGAUAUGGACCUCAGUGCAAUGGAUGCUGAUUCGCCUGCUUUGUGGCUACGUUUGGAUCCAGACAUGACACUCCUGCGUUCUGUGAAUAUUGAACAACCAGAUUACCAAUGGCAGUACCAGCUGAGGCAUGAAAGAGAUGUUACUGCCCAAUUGAAUGCAAUUGAGGCCUUGGAGAGGUAUCCUACUCCUGCAACACGACUUGCACUGACAGAUACAAUUGAAAAUGAACAGUGCUACUAUAAAGUGCGAUGUCGUGCUGCACAUUGUCUUACAAAGGCAAGAAUCUCAUUGUUUGUUGCAAAUGCUAUGGUUGCUAACUGGGCUGGACCUCCAGCUAUGCUAGCAAUCUUUAGAAAAUUGUUUGGUUCUUUUUCCUGUCCUCAUAUCAUAAGACAAAACAACUUUACAAAUCUGCAUCAUUAUUUUCUUCAGAAGACAAUCCCAGUUGCAAUGGCAGGAUUGAGGAAUGCACAUGGAAUAUGUCCUCCAGAAGUGAUUCGCUUUUUAUUGGAUUUAUUCAAAUAUAAUGACAAUAGUAAGAACAGAUUCUCAGAUAACUAUUAUCGUGCUGCAUUGGUGGAAGCUCUUGGAGCUACAGUGACACCUGUAAUAUCUGUAGUUCAGCAAGGGGCUCCUAUUACGGCUGAUUCCCUGGCUUCUGACACAAAGCUUGUUUUAGAGGAAAUAACACGUUGCUUGAAUCUGGAAAAAUUACUUCAGUGUUACAAAUUCACUGUUACUGUGUCUUGCCUCAAAGCUAUCCGAAAACUACAGAAAUUUGGUCAUCUACCUAGUAAUCCAUCUCUUUUCCGCAGUUACGCUGCUUAUGGACAAUUCAUUGAUGUGAGAUUAGCUGCUUUGGAAGCGUUGGUGGAUUUCACGAGGGUCGACGGGCGAUGGGAUGAUCUAGUGUUCUUGUUAGAUUUGAUAGAAAACGACCCCGACCCCAGAGUGAGGCACAGCCUGGUGCGCUUGUUGGUAGAAAAUCCACCUUUUGAUCGUGCCCACAAACAUCGUUUAGACAGGGAAGAACUAGUAGACAGACUUUGGUCGCUCAUGAAUUGCCAACUGUCCCAUGAUUCACAUUUACGAUGUGACAUUGUGGAUUUAUACUACACUUUGUAUGGCUCAAAGAAACCCAUAUGUAUUGCUGUACCAGAACUCUCUUCCAUAUUAAAUAUUAACAAUCUCAAGACUGAAAGAAGGCGUAGUCCUGUUCGUGAAAAAGAGGUUAAGCCUCUGCCUCCUGCCCCUAUGUUUGUUCCUGCGAGUGAUGUUGACAUUCCUUCUAUUAGUGGAGUGAAAAGAAAAGCCUCUUCACCUUUGAGAGAAACAGAAGUUUUAACAGAUGACAACAAUUUGGGUUUAGUUACUGAAUCAGCUGCUGCACCUACAGCUACAGCAGCUACAGCUGCAACAAGAGUUCCCUCUCCCUUGCCAACGGAUGUUGGUUUUAUCCCUUCAAAUACUCCUGCUUCUGCUGCGAUUUCUAUUGUGCCCUCUGCUCCUACUAAUGCACCACCAGUUCUGAGCCAAAGUAGUUCAGCUAUUCCCAAGACAGAAUCCCGCCGUGAUAAAGAAACAAAGAGUGAAUACUUCUCAGAUAAUUCUCAGUCCCUUCCUGGUAUUAUGGGUUCAUCUGGUCCUGUUGGUUUUGAGCCUGGUAUGUUUCAUAAAGAAGAGGGUGAUAAGCAGAAAUCUGAGCCUAGUUCAAAGUUGAAGAAGAAAAAGAAAGACAAGAAGAAACAUAAACACAAACACAAACAUCGACAUGAUCACAAACAUGGUAAAGAAAAAGGAAAAGAGAAGGAAGGAAAAGAUAAUAAAGAUAGCAAAGAAAAAGACAAAAAAGACUUGACACAUCUGAAAAUUCGUGAGGAAACAUUGAGUUCUGGCAGUUCCAGCCCAAGUCCUAGCCCCAUAAAUUUUCCUUAGGUAAUUUUGUAUAUAUUUUUUAAUAGAUUUCUUUGAUUUGAUUAAGUUGCCAGACGUUCUUUUUCAAAGUUGUUGUUUUUUAUACUUUGCCAGAAAAUUAAAAAAGCAUUGCAUGGAUAAUUAUUAUGAUAUAUAUGUAGUAAUUAAUUUAAAACUAUUGUUAUUAGAAUGUAAGGAGAAAACUUUUGUGAAUAAAAUAGUAUUGUACAUUUGUAUAUAGAGUAUGGAUUAGAGAUGUUUUUUUAAAAUGAUGUUGAAGUGGUGGAAAAUGAAAUACCUCCAACACUGUUGGUGUAUUUGUCCAAUAAUAUAUAUAUGUGUUAUGGGAGCAAAAAGACACUUUGACUCAUCAGUAAUGGGGAUGGGGGUGAGGAUUUAUCGCAAGACACCUAGUAAUGACGCUGUUGGACGCUGGAACUACUGUAAGAGACAUGAGCAGCCUCCAAAGUAGGUGUUUUACAACCAGGGAGAAGGCAGAUUAUAUGAUCAAUAGUGGACGGAUUUAAUGACAUGUCAUAUUUUUAUUUUAUUUUAGAACUAUGCCUUUUCAUAUACAUAUUAAUUUUAUGUUAUGGCAAAGGAAAUGGCCCAUUUUUAUAUUUCCCUUUUUUUGUGCAUUUUUUGUUUAU